Molecule: messenger RNA, 1262 nt
Organism: Rhipicephalus microplus (southern cattle tick)
Lineage: Eukaryota; Metazoa; Arthropoda; Arachnida; Ixodida; Ixodidae
Product: serine hydrolase-like protein
Cellular component (GO): membrane
Source: RefSeq, a predicted model, not a curated record
GCUCCCAGCGAGGCUGUGAAUCGGUUUACACGCCGCCCCCCAAGCCGGCCAUCCCGCUCCGGCCUGAUAAGGCCGAUUGCGGAAACGGGGAUGCCCUCUAUCUGGACCCGGAGUCCGUCUCCUUAUCGGCUGCCUGCUCUUUGUUUAGCGAUGGCCAGCCGGAGCGGAGAACGAAGUUGCGCGCACUUUGCCGCACGCAUGGGGCUCCGUCAUACAUGACAGUUGAGGACGCCGCGCCUUCUCCACCAUGGCUCUGAGACUGGCCAGCCCUGCACUGGUUUUGGCGAAAGCCUUGUUGCGGGAGGCGUCACGCAGCUGUCUAGAGCCGUCUCUGGUUGCUGGCUCGCGCCGCGAGGCGUCUUCAGCCUCGCUCAAGGAGCGCCUCACCCGCGACCUCGUGCUUCCGGUACCGAAUGGUCAGUUGGCUGGCAAGCAGUGGGGGCCCGACGACGGACAGCCGGUCCUGGCGCUGCAUGGCUGGCUGGACAACGCGGCUGUCUUCGAACCCCUGGUGCCGUUCCUCAAGGCCGAGUUCAAGCUGGUGGCUCUCGACCUACCGGGCCACGGCCUGUCGUCGCACCUUCCGGCCCGCGGUCACUACACCCUAGACAGCUACGUAGACGGCGUACUGUCGGCCGUCGACCACCUCAAGUGGGACACCUUCUCCGUGCUCGGCCUCGGAAUGGGCGCGGGCAUCGGGUACUACCUGGCCGCGCUACAACCGGACAGGGUUCCGCGACUCGCGUCUGUCGAGGGAUCCUUCCCGGCAACGAGCCCCAGCUUCGAGCGGCGCGAGGGCGAAGACGAUCGCGACUCGUACACGAGGCAAGAGGUCAUGGACGUGCUGGCGUCGAGGGGACACGUCUCCGCAUCGGCGCAACUGCUCAUGGCCAGAGGUUGCAGGCGCGUGUCCGGAGACCGAUACGUGUUCACAACCGAUCGCAGAGUGAGGUGCGCGCGGCCGCAGGGUCUCUACCCGGGCGUGUUCGACAGGACGCUUCCGCGCUACAGGAACAAUCUAAUGGUGCUGCAGCGGGACUGCAGGCUCAGGGAGAGGCCGCACCUGGACGCCCUGGAGGCCAUCGUGCGCUGCCUGGGCGCCGAAGAGUGCGCGCGCUUCAGCUAUGUCGUGCUGGAGAGCGAGAAGAACGCGCACGCCAUUUCUAAUAGGGACACGGUGGCGAGCAGGGUGAACGAAUUCAUGUGCACAUGACGCGCGCCUACGAACGAACUUUACAGAAAUGCGGUAUGUUGAAUGACAA